Xylaria bambusicola is the source of this 1600-nucleotide messenger RNA. RefSeq names its product Nse1 non-SMC component of SMC5-6 complex-domain-containing protein. Gene Ontology annotation, molecular function: ubiquitin-protein transferase activity. Gene Ontology annotation, biological process: double-strand break repair via homologous recombination; DNA damage tolerance. The record is from RefSeq and is a predicted model, not a curated record. NCBI's taxonomy places the organism in Eukaryota, Fungi, Ascomycota, Sordariomycetes, Xylariales, Xylariaceae. Bases 187 to 1176 code for a protein of 329 amino acids. The transcript has a single exon. Gene Ontology annotation, cellular component: Smc5-Smc6 complex; nucleus.
GGAGCGCGUCUUGCAUUUCACCACACUUGACGCCAAGCACCAGCAUUAUUCAUAGGUUGCAAUUGAAGAAAACCUGAGGCAUUAACGUUUGUUUCUUCUUCAUUUGAAGAGAGAAAGAAGGAAAAGAAUACAUCAAGCUACAAAUCAUAUCCAUCAGCAUAGCAUACUGAAACCGCCCAUCUAAUCAUGGACGAGGACCAAGAUGAACUCGCUGGCCAGUACAAUGAUGGCAACCGCGCCUUCCUCCAGGCUCUCCUAGCGAGGGGAACCAUGACAUUCGCAGAGUCAAAACCCAUAUUAGCAGCCAUAUUCACAGCCCAGGAAAACGAGCCUGUGGAGCCCAGUCAGAUCACCCAGGAAGACUUGGACUCCUACAUCUCGGCUGCCUCGGACGCCAUCUCUCCCUUCGAUCUCGAGAUCCGGAGCAUCAUGCACCAAAUCCGCAAGGAGCGCGUCUACGCCGUCGUAAACACGAUGUCAGACGCUCUGACGCAACUGGCUACCUUGCACUCGCCUGACGAGAUUGCUUUCGUCAAGCGCGUUAUUGACGCCAUGUUUGAAAAAUACAACACGCCGCGCAUGGAGGCGCUGUGUCUGGACGAGAUGCAGGCCAACAAGUUGCGGGUGCCGCCGCGGCCGGACAACGACGACGAGGCCAUGGAGAAUGGCGAGAUGCAGAGUCAGGCACCCAAGGGUCUCAAGUCGAGUGAGGUUGAGACGGUCAUGCGAAGCAUGGUUAACGAAGGCUGGUUCGAGCGCAGUCGCGAGGGAUUCUAUUAUCUUAGUUCGCGGGCACUGCUCGAGCUUAGGUCGUGGCUUCUAGAGUCAUACAAUGACCCGGAUGCCGAGGAAGGGGAGUGGCAACGCGUCAAGUUCUGUGAGGCAUGUAAGGAUGUCGUCACAAUUGGCCAGCGGUGCGUGGAGCGGGAUUGUCUCAUCCGAUUACAUGAUUACUGCGCCGACGCAUUCUUCCGGACGAGGCGGUCACGGGCAUGUCCCAAGUGCAGCAAGGAAUGGUCGGGAAGACACUUUGUCGGGGAGAGGGCGGUCACGGAAACAGAAGCGUAUCAACGCGGUAGGAGACGGAGCGGGAAGAGUGCAAGACAUAGUAAUGGGACGGAAAGCAUCAUGCAGGAUGGUGAUGAGGAGGGCGAGGGUGAGAUUGAUGAGGAAUGAAAUGAAAUGAAAUGUUCAUGAUAUCAACAUGGGGAAUAUGAAACGAAAGUGGCCAAGUUCACGAUACUAAUGAAUCAGACGGAUGUAGCCUGAGAUGGUUCAGACUACUCCUAUUAAGUUUUCUGCAUGUCAUAGAAGAUUCUAAUCUCUAGCGAAGGAUGCAUGGAAAUGCGUGUUGCGAGUUCCACAGAUGUACCAUACACAAGCAUCCUAUUUGUGUUACUGUGCGUUGUUGAUACCCCAAAAUUUCAAAUAAUCUUUCUCAAAGGCAUGUGGCAUUUGUCUACAAUUGCCAGAGUUCUUCAUACUUUGCCCCUUUUGAUGCCAUAUUGAGGUUGAAGAUGCUUUCGCCACAAUGUACUUGCUAAGUAAGCUAAGUGUGGCGGUGCAAUCACUGACGUAGCGGCCGCCAAGAAUGUCGAGG